AUGGCUGCUUGGGAGACAAAAGAGCAGCUCCAGGAAGACUUCCAUCUCAGUGAAACGUGCUUCGUUGGCAGGAAUCUGGUAAGAUAUUUGGCAAGGCUUCAGCUAGACUGUAUCAGAUCCCUCUGGCAGCAUUACACCAAAGCCCAGGGGUGCAUCUUAACAGGAGAAUCGGGAUUAGGGAAGAUCUCAGCAAUUCUGGCCUUUGUGUCAGCAAUUCAUUCAGGGGAGAAAAUCCUCAUUUUCUGCAAAAACCCAAUUGGAAUCAAUCACUGGAGGUACCAAUUGGAAGUAUUCCUCCGAAAUUCUUCAGUUUCCCAAGAUAUUCUCUUCAUAAGCCCGGACAUUUUGGCAGAUGUCUCAGAACAGCUUUCCGGGAAGAUUGUUCAGUAUCUUGUGAUUGAUACUAGACACUCAGGAGCUCUCUCCUUGGUUGAGAUGUCAAGAAUUGAGAGAAUUCCCUGCAAAAGACGAGUAUUUCUAUCAAAUCUCGAAGUAGGCAAAGACCUCGAUUCCCUCCGGAAGAUCCUCAAAUGUGUGGACAAAAAGUGGCUGGGAUUGCUGAGAGACGAAAUUGACAUUCCCCUGAUGCUGAGUCUUACAGAAAAAUUCACUGUAAGGCUGUUGAAAAAGGAUUAUGCCUCAGAAAUCCCUUUCCGGAAUGACAAAUUGUACAGGAAGGGCUUUGAGGAGUGGGAAGGAAAUCCGGGGGAAAAGACAGCAGAUAUCCUGAGUCAGGAAUCUGAUUGGAAGAUUCGGCUAAAAGAUAAGUUUUUCGCAGAAUCUCCUCUGAAAUCCGAUUGUGGAACGCCAGAUCUCAUCUUUUCGGAAGAUGAAAUCAUCAAGACUUCCUCGAAGAUCAUUGAUCCUCAGCCUGAAUCCCAGGACUCUGAUGAUCUCAUUAUUCCCGCAUCUCCAAUUGAGAGUCAGCCUCUGUUCCGACGAAGGCCACUGAGGAAGAGAAUUUUGAGUACACAAACUUCCCUGGAGUCCAGAACGUCCCAGGAACAGCCUCCGCAGGCAAAGAAGCCAUCCGGAAAGGUGACUCCGAAUCUCUUUGACAGUUCUGACGAGGAGGAAGCUGUCAAUGAGGAUUCCAAGGAGAAAAAUGCCCUGAAUACGAGCACUCCUCUUUCAAAUGGAUCCCAGAAGGAAUUCCUGAUUUCUCAAUCCCCAAUCCCACCUCCCAGUCGCAUUCCCCGUCCCGAGGCUCCUGAUUCCACUUACGAUGGAACAGAAGUCUUCGAGAUCACCACAAACCCUACCUUCUCCCACCAAAUCCGAGUUUCUUCCAAGCGGGAAGUCUCCCCGCUCUCCCCAACUCCAAGAACCCCGGAAACAGCCAAAGACAUCCCCAGCACGAGCGGAAAAUGGAAGAAGAGCUCAACCAAACGCGAAGCAGAUAAAACAGAAACUCCGCGGAGCAGCAAAAAGUCUUCCGGAUGGCUCUGCAAAGUCAGUCCGAAGAGAUCUCAGCAUCAGCGUCUAACCGCCAGAAAUCUCUCAAUUACCUUUGAGGUGCGCAAAAGGGAAGAGCAGGAACUGAUAGCAGCCUUCGAACGCCCAAUUCUUACCCAGGAAGAUGAAGAAGGAUUCCCCAGGAAGCGACGACGCUUGAGAGAACUCCUUCCGUCUUCUUCAGAGGAAGAUCUCUAG
Molecule: messenger RNA, 1653 nt
Organism: Phlebotomus papatasi
Lineage: Eukaryota; Metazoa; Arthropoda; Insecta; Diptera; Psychodidae
Gene: SuUR
Product: protein suppressor of underreplication
Exons: 1
Coding region: 1-1653 (550 amino acids)
Source: RefSeq, a predicted model, not a curated record